Nerophis lumbriciformis (worm pipefish) is the source of this 2199-nucleotide messenger RNA. Lineage: Eukaryota; Metazoa; Chordata; Actinopteri; Syngnathiformes; Syngnathidae. The record is from RefSeq and is a predicted model, not a curated record.
AUGGCAGUCCUGCGACAGAGGAAGGGCAGCCGGGGGAAGGAGCCCCCCCAGCCCCCCGCUGCGGAUUCUCAGGCUCAGCAGCGCCACCAGGCCAACUGUUGCUCCCAGCAUCAUCACCACGAUGACCUCCUGCAAGGCGACUGGUCGUGGGGCUGGAUCGUGUGGACGUCGGUGGGCUGGUCGGUGUCGGUGGGCUUGGGCCUGCUGUGCUGCAUGUACAUGGCCACUCUGCACGAGAACGACCUGUGGUUCUCCAACAUCAAGGAAGUUGAACGUGAGAUCUCCUUCCGGACCGAGUGUGGACUCUACUACUCGUACUACAAGCAAAUGUUGAAAGCGCCAUCCAUACUUGAAGGAUUAUCGGAGUUGAUUCACGAUAACUUGACAGAGUCAAAGCGGACCAUCAACAUCCUGCAGAGGAUGAACAUCUACCAAGAGGUUUUCCUAAGCGUUCUUUACAGAGUGCUGCCCAUACAGCAAUACCUGGAACCUAUGUACUUCUACAUCUACAGCGUGUUCUCCCUUCAAGCGGUGUACGUGAUGGCGCUCUACCUGACGGCGUGGCUGCUGGCCGGCUCGUGGCUAGCCGGCGCGCUGGCCGCCGUCUGGUACAUCCUCAACAGGGUAGACACGACCCGCGUGGAGUUCACCAUUUCAUUGAGAGAGAACUGGUCUCUGCCUUUCUUGGCGCUGCAGGUGGCCGCCAUCACGUGCUACCUGAGGCCUCAGCUGGGCGCCUUGCAGCAGAAGCUGAUGGUGUGGCUGAUGUACGUGUGCGGCUUGUGCUUCUGCGUGACUUGGCAGUUCAACCAGUUCAUCUUUCUGGUCCAGGCCCUGGUGAUCUACACGCUGGACUGUGCCGACGUAUUCACCGCCUCACAGGCGACCACUUUGUAUUUGGUGCAAGUGAGCGCUCUGCUGAGCGUGUGGCUGCUGCAGUUCUUCAACAGCAUGAUCCUGGGCUCCUUGGUGCUCAGCUUCGUCACGGCGGCCCUCCUCGUGCGUCACUUCCACCCUUCUCUGAAGACAGGAAGUGUUGUGGUGCGAGUGUCCAAACUGAUUAUCCACAGCACGGCCGUCCUCCUGCUCACCCUCGCCUUCAACUUCCUGGCCAAGAAAGCGCUGCAGCUGCGAUCAGACGAGCACAUCUUUAAAUUCAUCAAGUCGAAGUUUGCCCGAGGGCCGACGAGGGAUUUUGACGCCAAUCUGUAUCUGUGCGAGGAAGCCUUCGGCUCGCUGCCAUUGGACACUCUGGAGCGUCUGUCCGCCACACUUCUGCUGGGCCCGUACUCCCUCACGCUGGCGUUGAUGGGCGGCGCCCUGGCUCUGGCGGCUCUGCGCAACCUCAGACCGAAAGGAGGCGCGACAGAGAAGAAGGCGAACAUUGCGCCGCCGCCGCCCUUUCGUCCGGACGUGGCGUACAACCUGCUGCAUACGUUUUUCUACGGCCUGCUAGCCUUCAGCACCAUGAGGAUGAAGUACAUCUGGACGGGCCACAUGUGCGCCGUGGCGGCGUAUGGCGUGUGCGGGAGGGACGUGUGGGCGAUGCUUCUUCACGCCCUACGGUGUAACACCAAAGUCAUGCUCAGAUUGGUCCGGUACGCCGCGCCCCUCGCCAUCACGGCCUUCCUCGUUUACAAGUUCUGGCCCAAAAUGGUGGAGGAGCUUUCUGACUUGAGGGAGUUCUACGAUCCAGACACUGUGGAGCUCAUGACCUGGAUUAGCACAAAGACCCCCGAGCGCGCCGUCGUCGCGGGAAGCAUGCAGCUGCUGGCCGGCAUCAAACUGUGCACGGGAAGAGUCAUCACCAACCACCCGCACUAUGAAGACAAGGACUUGAGAGACAGGACCAAACAGGUGUACCAGGUGUACGCCCGCCGCUCCCCGCAGGAGGUCCACGCCAUCCUGCAAAAGAUGGGCGCCGACUACGUGGUUCUGGAAAACUCCAUCUGUUACGAGCGCCGGCACCAGCGAGGGUGUCGACUGAGGGACCUGCUGGACCUGGCCAAUGGACACAUCAUGGAUGGCGAAGGCCCCAACGAUGCCGACCUGGUGGACGCCGCCCACCCGCGAUUCUGCGACGCCGUCAAAUCAGACUCACCCGAGUACACCGCCCUGUUCAAAAGAACCUUCCGGAAUAAAACGUUCCACGUUUACAGAGUCAAAAAGAAAGCCAAGAAGAAUGACAAGAAGUUAUGA